AUGGAUAAGGGAAAUUUGAAUGGUGUUAUCUUUCUUGACUUAAAAAAAGCAUUCGAUUGUGUUGACCAUAGUAUUCUAUUAAGAAAACUUUAUAAUUAUGGCAUAAGAGGAAAAUCAUUUCAAUGGUUCCAGUCCUAUCUCUCCGAUAGAGUACAAAUGUGUAAAGUUAACCAAACAUUAUCUAACAAAAGAAUCGUUAAAUGUGGUGUGCCACAGGGCUCAAAUCUUGGCCCAUUAUUGUUUUUAUUAUAUAUAAACGAUCUUCCAAAUUGCUUGUCUUCAUCGGCUGCUAGCAUGUUUGCCGAUGAUACAAAUAUUUCUACACAUGGCUCAUCAGCGGCAGAAAUUCAGGAACAACUAAACCAUGACUUAGACAACAUACACCAAUGGUUGCUGGCUAAUAAGCUUACUUUGAAUAAAGAAAAGACCGAAUAUAUGGUAAUUGGGUCUAGACAAAGAUUAUCUAAAGUAUUAAAUGAGCCGGAAAUCCACGUAGGCGAAACAACAAUUAAACGAGUAAGCUAUUCUAAAACUCUAGGCGUUGUUAUAGAUGAGAAUCUUACUUGGGAAAGGCAAAUCGAAAACAUACAGACUAAAAUGUCAAAAGGUAUCGGCAUGUUACGGCGAAUGAAAAAAAUAAUUCCUAAAACAACAUUGAAAAAA
Paramuricea clavata is the source of this 663-nucleotide messenger RNA. The record is from the annotation of a GenBank genome assembly. NCBI's taxonomy places the organism in Eukaryota, Metazoa, Cnidaria, Anthozoa, Malacalcyonacea, Plexauridae.